AUGUGCGCUCGGCACUUCCACUGCGACUACGGCGCGGUGCGGUGGGGCGUGAGCCUGGGUCCGGGUUGGAUCAUCACAACCCCAUUUGCGGCCUCACAGGACUGGCUCAAGUCAUCGAGGAACCUUGACAAGAGGCUCCAGGAGUGGGAGAAGCACAUUGAUGCCGAUUCGGAUUUGUCACGCGGGCCAGAGGGAAUACCAAACUUCACGAAGAGCGCGUGGCUCCUGAAUCCGGAUGCCAUGGUGGCACACGUCGAAACUGACGUUGACGGGGAAGACGACGGGGAUGAGGCUGGGCCGAUGGACGACGCGAUCGGUGAGACUUGA
This is a messenger RNA of Micromonas commoda, 327 nucleotides long. RefSeq lists its product with no specific name. The transcript has 2 exons. NCBI's taxonomy places the organism in Eukaryota, Viridiplantae, Chlorophyta, Mamiellophyceae, Mamiellales, Mamiellaceae. The record is from RefSeq and is a predicted model, not a curated record. Bases 1 to 327 code for a protein of 108 amino acids.